AUGCGGCGACAUCGUUUAUUACCUCCAGCAUACUCCAAGUUGGCGCAUCCAUCUCUUUCUCAGCAGCGCGAAUUUUUGCUCUCACAAGUCGCUUACGAGCAAGGCCGCACGAGCAAGUUGGAGAUAUCUGUCGGGCGAGCACUGGAUGACGUGUUGCCCAAAGUGGAGGAGCUGCUGGCCAGACACCUCUCACCUCAGCCCUUCCGCGAAGCGGCUCUUGGUCACGUGGCUCCCGCUGUCGCGUCCGCCGCCCCCAACUCAACAGCACCAACCAACGCCGACUCACCAGUCGGGAUGCCUCAACAAAAUCUUCAGCAUGGUCUACUUGCUGGGGGAGGCAGAGCUUUGCCACCAGCGAAUGCUUCAGCCAGCACCAAACCGACUGAGUGCGCUCUCGUUACUGAUGGAGGAGGGGCGACGGUUCCCCCCGCCCCAUCCAGCGAGGGCGCUGCGCCCGCCUCCAGGCCCUGGGCACCGCCUCCGCCGGCAGCUUCCGGCGCGACCAACCCUCCGGCGUCGCUGCACGAGGCGGCGGAACGAGGAGAUGCGGUGGCGGUGCAGCGCUUUCUCGCCGACAGAGCUCCGGUCGACGCGCGGGACAAAGACGGCAACACCGCGCUGCACAUCGCCGCAAGCAGCGGGCGCACAGAGGUCGUCGACAUCCUCAUCGCAAAAGGGGCUGUCGUGAACAGACUUGGCUUCGGAUUGCGAACUCCGCUUCACUGUGCAGCCGCUAAAGGACAUGAGACGAUCGUGACGCGCUUGGUGACCGCCGGAGCUAAACUUGAUUCUCGAGACGCAGAUGGCGCUACCUCCGCCGCCCUGGCUGCUCAGGGAGGUCACCCGGAGGUUGUGCUUUGGCUGUUGGACCGGGGCACGCCAGUGGAGGCUGCCGACAAGGAAGGGAGGACGCGUCUUAUGUAUGCGGUCGAAGGAGGAAACUUACCAUUAGUUACAUAUCUUUUGGAGAAAGGAGCGAACCUCAUUGCAGUUAACAAGAAAGGAGAGACUUCUAUUUUCAUGGCGGUUAAGGUGCACGACGGACAAAUAGUAAAGUUUUUGUUGGAAAGGGAUGCGUCACCAUUUCAAGCAGACAAGAGUAAUGAGUCAACUUUGCUGUUUGGUUCCAAGAAGGGAUAUGGUGAUGUGAUUGGGGAAAGGUUGAAAGUGGCAGCCACAGGGAUUACAAAUCUUUUGGGGCGCUGCCUUUGUGCGGCUGGCAGUGCGGACGUGGUGUGGAGCUUCACAGACGAGGCCCAUAACUUGGUGCUGGGGCCAGCGGGGGGAGAAGCGCUGGUGGAGGCCGCUAGAGACGGGCGCCUGGAAGUGGUGGAGGCUCUGCUUCGAGUAGGCGCGGGCGCGAAGGAAUCGCGUGAAGAGGCGCUGCUGGCGGCCGCCAAGAAAGGACACACAUACUGCGUCGUUGCGCUGUUGGACACUAGAGUCGACGUCAAUGCGCGAGACAUUAAAACGAAGCUCACGGCACUCUAUCUUGCAGCUAUGAAUGGUCACGCCGAAUGCAUGGAGAGGGGAGCUAAGAAGGAUCAGUUAACGGAAGAAGUGCUGGUGAACGCAGCGCUAAGAGGAUAUCUUGAUGUACUGAAGAUUCUUCUUCGAGUAGGCGCGGGCGCGAAGAAGUCGCGUGAAGAGGCGCUGUGGGCGGCCGCAGAGGGAGGACACAGAAGCUGCAUCGUGGCGCUGCUCGACGACGGGGUCGACGUCAAUGCUUUAGGCAACAGCAACUGGACGGCGCUGCAUUUUGCAGCUUGGAAUGGGCACGCCGAAUGCGUAAAGCAGCUGUUGCAGAGAGGAGCGUGUAGACAAAUGAGAGAUAAUAGUUGGAGAACAGCAUUAUUUCUUGCUAAAGAAAAUGGUAAAGGAGCAUGUAUUGACAUUCUUCAAAAGUAG
Gryllus bimaculatus (two-spotted cricket) is the source of this 1908-nucleotide messenger RNA. Lineage: Eukaryota; Metazoa; Arthropoda; Insecta; Orthoptera; Gryllidae. The record is from the annotation of a GenBank genome assembly.